CGUGUCAUCCAUGAGUAUACGGUACAUAUCCAUGCUUUAGACGACUUCAGGGUGUAGAGGCCGCUGGGAGGAGCGGAGGCGAAGUAGCAGUCGUAGAUUCCGAUGUGCAUGCGCACUGGCGGUGCAUUCCGCCAUUUUUUAAAGGCAAACCAACAGGGACAAAUAAUACAGAGUGCUCGAUACUCACAACUGUUUUGUUUUACAAUGCGCGAUCGUUUCAUAUAUUGCAUAGCUUUGUUCAUUUAGACGUCGUAUCUGCCCAUGUUGUGGAAAAAAAAAAUACAAACAUAAAUAAGUAACUAUUGUGCUUUGAUAUAUAUUUGGAGUUUCAAAGUCAGUGACCAAUUGGUGUAGUGACAUGUAAUUGUUUAUAUUUAUUUAUUUUUAGCUUUGGGUACAUGUAACAACAUAUGCGAGAGGAAGAUUGAAGGAGUACAUCAGGUGAUCGAUGAAUGAACAGAAUGAGAGCGUGAGGUCAGCUCGAGGGAACAUUGCACGGUAGAAGCGAGGACAACUCUCAACAGGACGGUUGGCAGUUGAGACCGGGCAACAUCCCAGUCACCGAGUGGAAGUGUUUACCAGAGCGAGCAGCGAAUUUAAUUUUUAUGUCAAUGUCAAUACAAGCGUCUAAUACCGGAGUCAGAGCCUGGUGAAAUGUUGUCUAUGAAAGCGUGUUCGGUCACGUGGCAUUGACGUCACAAGCCUUACGACAACAUGUCAGGUCGCUAUGUUAGCAAGGCUCGACUUAGCCGACCAAAUGACAUGGCUCGAGGGAAAAACCAAAUGUAGCUGUGCCACAUAGGACCGCCAAAGCUUGGGACAGGUGCAUCGACGAUGUUGGACUUGGGGAGCCCCGGAAUCAAGCGAGAAGACAACGCUCCUGCCAUGGCAGCAGUCGGCAUUCUGAGUGACCUGAGCUACUCCACCCGUGGAUCCCGCAGUGGUGAUCUCAGCUCAGACAUGGAGACAGCUAACGUGAGGAUCCCCACGGCAAAGUAUACCAAGAUGGGCGAGACGCUCAGGCAUGUUAUACCGGGUCACAUGCAGUGCUCCAUGGCCUGUGGAGGGAAAGCUUGUAAAUAUGAAAACCCUUCUCGCUGGAGCGAUGAGGAGCAAGCCAUUAAAGGCCUCUACUCGUCCUGGAUAACUGACAACUUGCUAGCUAUGGCAAGGCCUUCUACUGAAAUAAUGGACAAGUAUAACAUCAUCCAACAGUUUCAUAGGUGUGGUUUGAAAACAGUCAUUAACCUGCAGCGGCCAGGAGAACACGCAAGCUGUGGCAACCCACUGGAGCCAGAGAGUGGCUUCACUUAUCUGCCUGAGAGGUUCAUGGAGGCAGGCGUUUACUACUACAACUUUGGAUGGAAAGACUAUGGCGUUGCAUCUCUGACGACAAUCCUCGACAUGGUGAAAGUGAUGGCCUUUGCUGUUCAAGAAGGGAAAAUGGCAGUCCACUGUCAUGCUGGACUUGGCAGGACAGGUGUGUUAUUGGCUUGUUAUUUAGUCUUCACAUGCCGAAUGAGUGCCGACCAGGCCAUCCUGUUUGUCCGAGCCAAGCGGCCCAACUCCAUCCAGACUAGAGGCCAACUACUGUGCGUGCGAGAGUUUGCCCAGUUUCUGGUUCCUCUCAGGAGUGUCUUCUCCUGUGCUGAACCCAAAUCCAGCGCUGUAACCCUGUCCCAAUACCUGACUCGGCAGCGGCACCUACUGCAUGGCUAUGAGGCCCGUCAAAUGAAGAAUGUUCCCAAAGUGGUGCAGCUGGUGUGCAGGUUGCUGAUCGACAUUGCAGCAAAUAGACAAGUAAUGGUUGAGGAGGGAUGGCUGGAAAUCCCUGACCUUACAGCCGAGGUGGAGAAGACUGUGUCCCAGCAAGCCCUGCAGCUGCUGGGUAAGGAAAUGAGAGGGAAGGGGAUCCCUGUCCCUGGUCUCCGUCCUGUCAGUCCAGUAUCUCUGCAGAUAACUCUGCCUCAAGAUCAACCUCUCAUCAGUGACAAUGAGCUUGACCCACUGUGGAGACAAGAGAAUGUUCAGACCCCCCUCAGGUCAUGUCUGUCCAACACCAGAAGCUUCAGUUACAGUGACUCUGUCCUUCAUAAACCUACAGCCUGUAGCAAGCCCCUCAACCACAAGAUCAAACGCUCCCUGUCUCACUGCUGCCUUAAAGACUCUAGGUUCUCGUCUCAGGACUUGAGCAGCUUCUUUCCCAACGUCGGAUCCCCCUUUUUAGACCAAGUGUUUGAUGGAGGCCGACAAAGUUUCCCUGCUCAGCACAGUGACCGAAGAGAAAGUCACUGUCACACCAGGAAGGGUCUUCUUUCAACCAAGAACGUUGUGGAGUCCAUUGUGGGGAAGCCUGAUGAAGUGGCAGCUCUUGGCACGGAACACAAAGCUGCUCCACUACUCAACCUUCAGUCUGAACUCCCCCCGGAAAGUAGAUGUUUGCUGGUUGCGAAGGCACUGUCCAUGGAUCUUAUUGACAACCAUUUGGCCACUAAGGUGUCCGCAUGGCAGACCGAGCUGAACUCACGGGAGGGAGCAUGGGAGCGGUUGUGCCUGGAGCGGGACCCUCUGGUCCUGUCUGCUGUCAUGUGGUCAUGGCUGGAGCAGCUGAGGGAACCAGUUAUCAGCUGCGAGGAUGUGAAAUCCCUCACUGAGAAGAAUGUCAACCCACAGAGUGCACUGGACUUGCUGGACAAGGGUCAUCGCUUCACUCUGCUGUGCAUCCUUGACUGUGCGGCUCAGGUCCUGCCUGAAAUGCCUGAAGAAGUAGAGCUGGGUUUCCUGCACCAGACAAUAAAAGUGUUUACAAGGAUGGACUCCGCCUCUGAGAACAUGUCUGUGUACUCGACACUGAGAACAGUCCUGACUCCUACUCUUCACAAGCUGCGUCGCAAAGCUGCUGAAGAACAGCAGGACUCAAGCGUGUCACUCUGAUGUGCUUUGCGCAUGCUUGUAUCUGUAACCAGCUCUUUUAACAGACCUGCCAAUAUUUUGAGUGAAGAAAUGUUUUAACUUAUCAAAAACACGUAUUUAAAGUUCUUACUUUGUCAUCACUGCCAUUCUUUUGUUACUGUGCCACUGCUUAAUAUUUUGUUUGUCAUCUGUUGAAAUGUGAUAUUUAUGGAACAUAAGAUGAAUCAGCUGUGUUUGUCUUCUAAGUUGUUGACGACUAAGGCACAUUAAUGUAUGCCGUUUGCUUUCCAAGCUGGACUUCUAUUCAGACCCACAAUGUCUUACACUGUGCAAAGAAUGUUACCUUUUUAAGAGAAAGGCCUUUUGAGUCAAAUGCAAGUUGUAGCGCUACUGACGACGCAACCUCAUCAGGUUGUAGAGAUAUGCUUUAUUUCAUGUCCUUAAAACUGUGCACCGACAGAACCUCACUGUGCUGAUGCAGUCGGGACAGCAACCUGCCUCCACUGUUACAUUGAGCUCAAACACUGUCUGCCUCAAACUGCAAUCACUUCUGUGUGUGUCUACAGUUGCGCUGCCAACUGUGUUGCUGAUGAAUACAUGAGCUCGCAAACACAGGGUCUUUAACCCCUCGACUAUCAUUCCAAGACUGCACUAUUUCUUUUGACAACAUGCUGCUUCUUGCUGAAUUAAAACACUUUGAACGCUUUCCUCAUUGAUAUUUUCACUUCUUGUGUUACUCAUGGGAUAAUCUUUCAUCCGUUAUAUGAUAUAUAAUUUCUCCUUCUGAAGUGAGCUCUGAGUGGCAGAGAAAUAGCGAUGUCUUCACCACCAGCUCUGACCCUUGA
Molecule: messenger RNA, 3758 nt
Organism: Synchiropus splendidus (mandarinfish)
Lineage: Eukaryota; Metazoa; Chordata; Actinopteri; Syngnathiformes; Callionymidae
Gene: ptpdc1a
Product: protein tyrosine phosphatase domain containing 1a
Exons: 10
Coding region: 835-2934 (699 amino acids)
Biological process (GO): protein dephosphorylation; cilium assembly
Molecular function (GO): protein tyrosine/serine/threonine phosphatase activity
Source: RefSeq, a predicted model, not a curated record